AUGGAGUUUCGUGGAGAUGCUAACCAGAGGAUUGCUAUGAUAUCAGCUCAUCUUCAACCUUCUUUCACUCCUCAGAUGGAGGCGAAGAACUCGAUGAUUGGACGAGAAAAUUGCAGAGCGAAAGGCGGGAAUCCAGGAUUCAAAGUAGCAAUUCUUGGAGCAGCAGGUGGAAUUGGACAAUCUCUAUCACUGUUAAUGAAGAUGAACCCUCUUGUCUCUUUACUUCAUCUCUACGAUGUUGUCAAUGCACCUGGCGUCACAGCUGAUGUCAGCCAUAUGGACACUGGAGCUGUUGUUCGCGGAUUCUUGGGACCAAAGCAGCUUGAGGAUGCCCUAACGGGUAUGGAUCUUGUCAUCAUACCCGCUGGUGUACCGAGGAAACCAGGGAUGACUAGGGAUGAUCUGUUUAAAAUCAAUGCUGGGAUUGUUAAAACACUAUGUGAAGGCGUAGUGAAAUGUUGUCCUAAUGCUAUUGUUAACUUGAUUAGUAAUCCUGUGAACUCUACUGUCGCCAUUGCUGCUGAGGUUUUCAAGAAAGCGGGAACUUAUGAUCCUAAGAAGCUCCUUGGAGUUACUACACUUGAUGUUGCUCGUGCCAACACAUUUGUGGCAGAAGUUCUUGGCCUUGAUCCAAGAGAAGUCGAUGUACCAGUCGUUGGUGGACACGCGGGAGUCACAAUUUUGCCACUAUUGUCACAGGUUAAACCACCUAGUAGCUUCACACCUUCAGAAAUUGAGUAUCUCACAAACCGGAUUCAAAAUGGUGGAACUGAAGUUGUGGAAGCAAAAGCUGGAGCUGGAUCUGCAACACUUUCAAUGGCAUAUGCUGCAGCCAAGUUUGCAGAUGCUUGCCUUCGCGGGUUAAGAGGUGACGCGAAUGUCGUGGAAUGCUCUUUUGUUGCUUCACAGGUUACAGAGUUAGCUUUCUUUGCAACCAAAGUGCGUCUUGGCCGUACAGGAGUAGAGGAAGUGUAUCAACUUGGACCAUUGAAUGAAUACGAAAGGAUUGGUUUGGCGAAAGCAAAAGAAGAAUUAGCAGGAAGUAUUCAGAAAGGUGUUGAUUUUAUCAAGAAAUGA
Messenger RNA from Arabis nemorensis, 1077 nucleotides. NCBI's taxonomy places the organism in Eukaryota, Viridiplantae, Streptophyta, Magnoliopsida, Brassicales, Brassicaceae. The record is from the annotation of a GenBank genome assembly.